Molecule: messenger RNA, 2037 nt
Organism: Torulaspora delbrueckii
Lineage: Eukaryota; Fungi; Ascomycota; Saccharomycetes; Saccharomycetales; Saccharomycetaceae
Gene: IFM1
Product: translation initiation factor 2
Exons: 1
Coding region: 1-2037 (678 amino acids)
Biological process (GO): translational initiation
Molecular function (GO): GTP binding; translation initiation factor activity; GTPase activity
Source: RefSeq, a predicted model, not a curated record
AUGCCUUAUAAUUUGAAAUUUCAGCCAUCGAAAAACUCAAUCUACAAGGGCUCAGAAAACCAAGGUAUGUGGAGGUCCACAUUAAAUCGCUACGUUACUCGAUAUCCAUCAACUGCUAGUUGUUCUGCCAUCAGGUACUAUGCAAAGAAAGUUAAAAGGAUUCCCAAACUGAGACCAGUCCCCUUCGUUAUACCGAAUUAUGUAUCGGUGAGCAAACUGGCAAAUCUAUUAAACUGUCGCAUGGAUAACUUGAUCCGUGAUUUAACAAAACUAGGAUUUGCAAACAUUUCCCAAGGCUACAUUCUUUCAAAAGAAUAUGUUGAGUUGAUCCUACAAGAGUAUAAUUACCAAUUGCCAGAAAAAUCGAACGAAAUUACACCGGAUAAUGUUUACGAGGAAUUAAAAUCACCAGUCAAUCCAAAGUCAUUGCAGAAAAGGGCCCCAGUGGUUACUAUCAUGGGGCAUGUUGAUCAUGGAAAGACCACUAUUAUUGACUAUUUAAGAAAAUCGUCGGUCGUAGCUCAGGAACAUGGUGGUAUUACUCAACAUAUUGGCUCUUUUCAAGUCAUCACACCAGUAUCAAAGAGAAAAAUCACCUUCCUCGAUACUCCAGGCCAUCCAGUUUUCCUGAAGAUGAGAGAAAGAGGUGCUAAUAUCACAGAUAUCAUCGUUCUUGUGGUGUCAAUUGAGGAUUCUAUAAUGCCUCAAACAAUUGAAGCUAUUAAACAUGCUAAAAAUUCAGGAAACGAGCUGAUAGUGGCGAUCACUAAGAUUGACAGAAUAUCUCAAGCUAAAGAGCGCGAGAGAGCGAUGGAGAAGGUCACUAAUGACCUGAUAACUCAGGAUAUUGCUGUUGAGAAGAUCGGCGGAGAUGUCCAAGUCAUACCAAUAAGCGCAAAAACCGGUGAAAAUAUGGAUCUACUUGAGGAAUCGAUCGUUAUUCUCAGCGAUGUGAUGGACAUCAAGGCGGAAAACUCUCCGAAAACUGUGGCAGAAGGCUGGAUCCUAGAGAGUCAAGUCAAGAAGACUGUUGGUAACGUUGCCACAGUUUUGGUUAAAAAGGGUACAGUGCAGAAGGGGAAGAUCCUGGUUUGUGGUAACACUUAUUGUAAAGUAAGGAGUAUUCAUAAUGAAGGUGGGCAACAAGUACCUAAGGCAUUGCCAUCAGAUGCCGUAGAAGUUUUAGGGUGGAAAGAAUUACCGUCGGCUGGAGAUCAAGUGAUCGAGGCCAAGAACGAAGCUACUGCCAAGAAAUUUAUUUCUAAAAGGCUGGCGUUGCAGGAGGUUGAGAAGGAGGGGUUGACCGUCGAAAAGUUAAACGAACAGAGGGCAUUAGAGGCAGCAAAGAAGGAGAAGGAAGCGGAGGAAGAUGAGGUAGAUGAAGAAGAUAAUGCGGUUCCUGUGGGACCAAAGAAAGUUAACUUUAUCAUCAAAGCUGAUGUUUCAGGUUCGGCUGAAGCCAUUAAUGAGAGUAUUGCCGACUUGGGUAAUGACGAAGUGACUUGCAAUAUCAUAUCCUCUUCGGUGGGUAUUCCAAAUGAGAACGACUUGAAGAUCGCGCAAAUAACAAACGGUAUUAUUUUGUGUUUCAAUUUAGGAAGUCUGCCAAACGAUGUUAUCAACAACAAAUUAGGUGUCGAGGUCAAGCAAUACAACGUUGUUUAUAAGCUCAUCGAGGACGUGACUGAAAUUUUAACUGAUAAUUUGACUCCAAUAUUUGAAAUUAAACAAAUAGCCACAGUUGACAUACGAGAGAUUUUCGAAUUUCAAUUGAAGAAAAAAAUAAUCAAGAUCGCGGGUUGUAGAGUGGUCAAUGGUCAAAUAAAUCGAAACUCGAUGGUACAAAUUCAACGUGGUCCUUCCAAAGAAAUUAUUUAUGACGGAAAAUUGGCAACACUGAAGCAAGGUAAAGAAGAUGCAACCGAGGUCACGAAGGGUAAUGAAUGUGGCGUAACAUUCGACAAAAAUUUUGAAAACUAUCAAGCCGGUGAUAAAAUUAUCGUUUAUGAGAAUGUCAAGGUUCCAAGAUUCUUGUAA